Pomacea canaliculata is the source of this 6108-nucleotide messenger RNA. RefSeq lists its product as uncharacterized. NCBI's taxonomy places the organism in Eukaryota, Metazoa, Mollusca, Gastropoda, Architaenioglossa, Ampullariidae. The coding region runs from base 1683 to 2252 and encodes 189 amino acids. The record is from RefSeq and is a predicted model, not a curated record. The transcript has 4 exons.
AACUGAGAAGGUAGCAAAUGAGGAAAAAAGGGAGGAAGAAGGAAGAAAAAUUUAAGAAGGAAAGGAAAUGAGAAGAAAGGAAGGAACAGACUGCAGAAGAAAUGCAGGAAAGCUACGAUUAAAACAAAGGUAGUUGCAGCUGACACAAUCUCACAUGCACUAACAUAAUGAAAUAUCACAGUGAGGGGAAUAGGAAACCUGCACAUCAUAGACUACUGUGAUACAGCUACCAAAACAAAUCAACAUCAAUUUUGAAAAAAACGCCAGCUGCAAUGACGUUAAAUUAUAUUCCCAUAGCUGUUUUGAUAAAAUAAUGAGAAAGAUUGGGACAUUGAACUGAGGACCAGUCUGCAGCAGUGCAACAGGUGAUCAUGCAAUGCAGUGCCUGACUCGAUCAGUUGCCUGUGGCUGAAAACCCUGAGUAACAGCCUGAGCUGACUUUAUUCAUUUCUCAUUACCACCAACUAAAAUGGAUGACUAAAUGCUGCGCAAUACUGCAACAUCUGCUUAUUUAAUUUGCUCAUCCACUGUAUUGCUUGAAACAGCAACUCAAACAAUAAUUGGUCCUAAAACCAUAAAUCAAGCAAAUAGGACGUCCUUACACCACAGAUGUCUUAGGCAGCUGAUAUUUUCAUCUCAUAGGACAAACUGAAUUAUAAUCAGAAAAGUUCCUUAGGAACCUUUUCUACACAAAAAGAACUGAUGGAAUUUAUCUGUGUGACUGAAUGCCAUAUUGUCUUAACUAAUUCACUUUGAUACUGCAGUCUCUUUGCCUUCAUCAGCUGUAAGCAGAUCCUUGUUGCUGAAAAACCAUAGCCUUCUGUGAAGCUUUAACACUUUUCCCCAUCUGUCUGCUCUGUAAAGCCAGGAAUUGUCUCCCUGGUUGCAUUUGUUCAGGCUGGGUGCUGUUUGGUAUUUCCUCAAGCAAACAUGUCUUGCCUUGAGCAAAGAUGUCCAGCUAAGGGCUCAGCCCAGUAUGGAUGCUGAACAAGCUGGUGUCAGCGCUGUGCCAAGUGACCCAGACAUCUGCUUUCUCCUGAACUGCCAUAAAGUAUCUCUCUUCUCUCAUAUACCAGCCACCACCAUGCAUCACAUAACAGCAAGCCAAAUUUAGUAUAAUGACUAACAAUCAAAAUUAAAAUGCUCUACUUAACAUUAAUCAAGUUGCUUCACACAUAAAAUAAUUUUCUUCUGCUUUUUACAAAGCAUGUAUUUAAUUAAUUCCUUAGCUCUCUUUUCAAAAUUUUCUGAAUUUCAAAGUGUAGCAUACUUUCUUUUGUUCAUACUAGCAGGAUUUGAUUUGUUUCACCUUCUGGGAAAUGUUUCCUUCUAAUUGCUCUGUUUCAUCCUGUCCAAAAAAAAACCCUUUGUGGUCAAUUCAGGCUGAUUGCCAGCAGACACUGGAAGGGAAGGACGGCGGCAAAGAAGGGUGGAGACUGACAGGCUGGCAGGAAGAGCAUGUUUGUAUACGAAAACCAAAAUGCAAUGGUCAUCCCUACGGACACAUCACUCCAAGGUAUCUGGCCAAAUGUGUUGAGAAUUUCCAGUCCUGAUGUGUGCUUUCAAGCGCUCCCUCAUCACAUUCACAAAGUAGUCUGCAGUCUCAGAUGUGAGGUGUGUGUCUUGAUAGACAAAACUAGUGGCAGCGCAACAAGUGAAUCACCAUCUUUUGUCCUAACAUCAUGUUCUCUGCCCUCCAAGGUUUUCUCAUCCUCUUUUGUGGAGUUCUAGACAGCUAUAAAGUGUUUGCAAGAAAGUGCGACAAGAAUGAGAUAGAAGCAGCCAUGAUGGCUUGUCAAGAGCCACGGGAAGCCCUGUCUGAUGCCAGCCUUUUAAACAAUAACACACUACUCUGUCAAGCACUACAGGUGUAUGCAUCAUGCAUUGAGCCAGAGAUUUCUGGCUGCAAGGGCAAAGCUGUAGUUGCAUUUCAAGUAAUUAAACAGACGUAUAUGGGUCCCCCCUACAACUGCAAGGUUACAGACAAUGCACCUGAUCAGGACAAUGUGGAUGGCCAAGCUGUGGAAAAUGAUGGAGCUUUUGUAGGUGUGACAGGUGCCAUGAUACCAAUAGAAAAGGCAGCAGCCACUAAUCUGCCAGACCCAACCACACAGAAGCCUGAAAUACAGCCAACAAACACUGCAGUUCCAUCAUUCUCUGUUACUAGCAACAUGAAUGGAAUCAUGUUGAUUCGUGGGUUAGUCAGCAUUUGUAUGGUGCACUUGUUAUCACUGACACUGCUUGUUCUUUGAUUUCUCAUGCUAGAAAUUUUCAUAAGUGUUGCUUAUUCUUGGAUUUUACAUGUUGUUGCUGUGAAAUCCCAAACUGAGUAUGGUUUUUCACUGGUUAAAUUUAUUAGAUGAUGCUAGCUGUCAAAAUCUGAGUGAACAACUUCUUCAAAUUUUUAAAAUAUUAAUAUUCUUCCAGAAAACCACAGAAUGGUUUUCAUUUAUUCUGAUUUUUCAAAAAAUUACAUGCCAAUCAUCUGGGAUUUGUGCCUAUUUGAGGUAUUAAUAUUCUUCAUGCAGUUAAAUUCUGAAAGGUUAACAGCAAUUCAAAUCCGUGAACUAAGAUAAGAUUCAUUUUAUGGAAGUGCAUCCAAACUCAAAACUUUACAAAUUUCGCCCGAGCAUUUAUUUUUGAAAACCUUUACAACUUUAAAGAUAACCCAGAAACAAUGAGUAGUAAAGAGUUAAAAAGUAUUAGAUAAACAUAGUUUUAUGAUCCAAGCACUUUAAAAAUAAGUGGUAAUCUGAUAUAAAUCUGAGAUUUCAAUCUCUCCUUGUCCCCUCCUAUGUACCUACGAUUUGCCAAAUAUGACAAUUCCUAAUGCAGGAAUGCCCAAAUGUCACAUCAUACUUUAAGGGUAACCUAAACAGAAAUGACUUUUAAAUGACUGCACUUAAGUUAAGAUGCUACCUACCCAAAGCUAAACAAUUCCAUUAACAAGAUACAUGCCUUGAGAGAAUGGAAGUCUCACCUGCUUCUUGAAAAUAAAUCAAAAUUAAAAAUUCUGUGAUGUGCUAGGCUUUCUGUUUUGUCAAUACCUUAUUAACUGUGUCUCAACACACUCAAAUUGUCUGAAAUUAUGAGCUUUGCUAUCAAUGCUGUUACUAUUGAUGAAGUCUGAAUGCAGUCCACAUUUUGUGCAUCCACCCCAAAAACAAGAAAACAAAUAAAUUAACAUGCAUUCUUGAGGUGAUAAACUCAGGAUAAUAGCAGGCAUAUUGACAAACUUAAUUUCAUGUUUUGACUCAAGUAAGCCUUCAAAACCAUGAACUAUCAUGCAACUAAAAACAUGAUAUGUUUUACUCUAAAAUCCUGUGAAUCUGACAUGAUGCUAAAAUCUUCUUCUAGAACUCAGUUGUUUGCUUAUCAUAAUACUGUAUACAUCUUUAUGAGAACUUAAACAACUCAGCAGGCUGGUAGGUGUUAUGUUAAACAAGAUGCAGCAGGUGUCUCCAGGUCUUACAUGCAAUCAUUACUUUUUUUGUAAAGGGAUAUAAGCUGAGUGCAAAAGUGAGCUAUUAAUACAUAAAAAUAAUCAGAAAAUUAGUUUUAUAUUUAAAAAACAUUGUGAAUUUCACAGUAGUAAAUAUUUGUUUCCUGUGCCAUAAUGACAAUAAAUCAUUUCUUGAUUCUUUCACAUCAAAAUUUUAGCCAGGAAGGGGGAUACUUCAGAUAUCUAGCUAUGUCAGUGCUUGUAUCAAUGUAUUAUCAUGGCACACUUUGUCUUUAAAAAAACAACAUAAUAAUGCUUUUUGGUGGGAGAUUAUUUGGAAUGCACACUUAUAAGCCAAAACUGUUAGCACCAAGUGUAUAUUUGUGAGUAUCAUAACCAUCAUCCCAUGUCUUACACGCAGAAGAUGCAGUUCACAAAGUGUAAUAACGUCUGAGAAAUGACCAGCUACUUUUGAUUGUAUAUUAUCUUACAGUCAAAGCUCAACAAACAAGGCGAAAGUUGCUAAUUCAAAGAUAAAUUUAUCACAGCAAAUGCUAUCAUGAGAACCUUUUCUGCUCACAUUUGAAUUUAGCCUUGUCUUAGUAAAGAAAAAAACUAUAAUUGCUAAAUGUAAUCUUGGCAUCGACCAACGGGAACAAGACUUCAUCUUUGUAUAAUCUACAGCAGUAAAUACAUUUAUUCCAUGGGGAUCAACGUUAAGGAGGGAAAUUACAGGAAAAUGGGCCUUAUUUGUCUGAAAAUACAUUAAGCUAGAAGUUAUCUGGCUGAAUUAAUUCUUUAUUUAGCUAAAUCAACAUACAGAUUCAUGAGAUGAUAAGAACAUUUAUCCCAUAACCACAUUGGCAUCGCCAACAAAAGCUUAUACUAACUUUUCUGAUGCUUUCUAAGUUUUUCAUAUUCAGUUAACUCAAUCUGGUAUAAAAGCAUUAUGCCAUUUCUGGGAGCAUUUAGUCUGCAUGCAGCAAGUUUACAAAAUGCUGUUGUUUACCAUACUUUUUUUUUUUUUUAACAUACAUGAAAAUUUUACUGUUGCUGUUGUAAAGUGACAAUUUAUGAAAUAAAAAAGAACGUUAACGAAUGAUUUCUGCUCUAUCAAAAUUAUAGACUGACAGUUUUCUUGUUUAAAUUGGAAUGUUUGUCAUUUGUGCCUGUGCUGAGAGGAAAAAGAGCUCAACCUGGCAUUAGUUUUCAGUUGUGUUUUUUAAAAUUGAAAAAAUUAAAUAUGUCGAAGAAUGCUCUCUGUCAUGUGGUAACUUAUGAGGGAUUGGGGAAGAUGAAGAUCUCCCACAAUUAUGAAAUAGACGAACUGUUGUCAGGCACCCAGCAAAAGCCCACCAGAGUAAAUAAGAGGGUUGCUUGAACAAGAUGUUUACAUAUGUUAUGUAAAGACAGCUAGCCUUAAGUGGUCAAAGAGCAGCCAGGAAAAACAUCAGUGCUUCAUGAAGUCAUAAGAAUGCUGCACCACCAGGACAUAGGUGUCACUAAUGUCUGUUACAGCAAAGUGCAUCUGAGGCUAAUUUGCCACUUGGCCAAAUAAGUACCUGUAGCAGAGUGGCGAUAUUAGUGGGGAUAGCCUCAUACCCUCAUUUUGCAGGGCGUAACUAGUACUGGUCACUGCUCUGCUGGGGUGUGAUCUUCCUGUUUACUCUGGCUAGUUAGAGAGGAUUCUUGGGUGUGAUGACCAAUGGCAUUCCUCGUUAGAUUAUGUGUAUAAAUAUCUGGAGUAAUAUACAACACAUGAUCUGCACUUCAUCGGUUCAAAGCCAGUACUUCUUCAGCAGUUCAUCAAGGCAAAAGUUGACACCUUUUCACCACUCUUUUCAGCGCCAAGGGACUUUUCUUUAAAGCCAGGACUUAAGUCAUGAGGACAAAGACUCAGAAAUAAUUCAAACUACUUGAGUUAGGGAACCAUGACACAAAGGGCCCAUCAGUGACAAUGAAUCAUGAAGACACCAGCAACCACUUGACCAAGACUUGGGGUACCAGUGAGAGAUAUACUUUUGAUGCCAUGACAGUUGCUGCUCCCUGACGUGAAAGGUAGAUCAGAUGUGAAGGUGACAACAGACAGCUGGACAGGGCACUAUGCUUGAAUAGUCACCAGCACGUCAUGACUGACCACCAUGGACUUCCUGCUUACCUUAUCAUAUGACUCAAGUCAUGGCAGAGACUGAGAUGAGAAAAGAAUCUGCAGUAAAAGGGCAGCAAGAGAAAGCCACCAAAGAAAAUGGAUGAUGCGUGUGCUGGUGAGAGUGGAUGGUGGCUCUAACAGCAAAUAGUACUGGACCAUAUGGAAGUAUGGAUAGUAGUGGGACCCUUCAGAUAAGCAACAUUUUGAAAGUAUUUUGCAUAACUUAUAUGUUCUUAAUAAAUACCUUUUCUUUUUGCACUUUAAUUCACAAGUCAUUCAGUCUUUUGAAUGGAGAAGAGCACGGAUGGUGGCUCAUAAGAUGUAUGUAGUUAUUUUAACUAAACAAUGUGUGAAUGUUGUUAUCAUUUCCCUUGGAAACAAAGCUCACUAACUAUCCAACAUAUAAGAACUACCCACACAGGCAAAGACAUAUUGUUAUCAUCCUGUCCCACACAUCAACGCUCACCAAGUCUAUACAGUCAUUUUGCUAUCACUAUGUUCCCCACUACUGCUAAAG